GCUCUGUACUGCAUACAAGAGUAUGCAGUACAAGUAUUUUUGACUUUUUACCAUCGGUCAUUGUAAAAAAAAAAAAAAAAAAAAAAAAGCUGUGAAUCGCUAGCUUAACUCGCACUGUUAAAUGAUUGAAAUUAACCUCCUGAGACCCUGCUCCACAUGAGGAGACACUGUAUUUUGUCUUCCCUGCGCCGUAAUAUUUCUUUCUGUUCAAAUUAAGCGGCUUUAACACAGGAUGCGGCACCGGCGCCGCCGCUCUCUGAAACCCAUUCAUGUGUAUUGCUUGUGCCUAGCAGCAAAGGACAAGCUAGCGCAGGUUGUUGAGAUCGUUGGGACCACACACUAGCCGCGGUCAGAGUUCAAAUUUGUUUAACUUUGACCGUUGUGCGCUAACGAGCGGCCGUCUGCACGGAGGGAAACGUGGAGAAAAAGCAGGUUUUGUGUGUCUUUAGAGUCUUUAGGUUGCCAUGACAACACAGAAAGUUUGUAAUUUUUGCAGUCACUUAUUUUGGAAAGCAGUGUUGGGAUAUUUGUUCAAUUAUACCUUUGGUCAUUUUGUCCUAGUAAAAAUAAUUAUUUUUAGUCUAGUUUUUGUUUGAUUUGUUUGUGUUUGUCGAUAAAGUUGUAUGUCAUGUGAUGGUAUGGACGGAAGGUGCAGGGUGGGAGAGAGAGACAGAGAGAUCGGGCGGGUUAAGCGGCCAAUUUUACAUCCGGCCUGUUUUUAUUUGUUUUCUUUUGGUCAUCCAGGCGAACACGGUAAUUAUUAAUUUUAAGAAGUUGUCAGAGAAUACUUUGUUUAGAAAGAAGUGAGACAAAGGUAUUUGUUUAUUGCAGUUUCAAAAUUCAAAUGUGAUAUUGCCAUGUUUGUGUUUAUAGUUUGUUAAUGGUGUACCACCAAGUACUAUUCCUUCUGUGAGGAAUAAACUUUGUGGACAUCAGUAUGAAUCGUGGACUUUUUCAGUGACCAACAGUUAGACCUGAAUUAUAUGACAACUUUGCGGUUGUAUUGAAAGAAGCUUUUGUAAUAGCAAGGACAGUGCAUACGGUCUUCACCUUAGUAUAUGAAGUGCUAUGAGAUGACAUAUGUUGUGAAUUGGCACUAUAUACAUAAAAUUGAAUUUAAUUUAAUAGUGCUGAAGCUCACUGAGCACUGGCAAGGGUCAUGCUACUUAGCAUGGGACAAAUACAUCUUCUUUGAUGCAAAUGAAAGCUUCCAGCUUGAGAGCAUGGUGAGGUCACCCUGUUAGUUUUGAAAACUCUGCAUAUUGUGCUUGCUAGUCCACGACUCUCCAGGAGCUGUGUGCUGAAACCCACGGCGAGCGCAUGGCCGUGUUCUACUAUUACUUAUUGCUGUUCAUAUCACUACUUAUGGCUAUUUAGUAUUCAAAAAAAUGCUUAGUUUUUAUAUUCAUUAGGUCCAACUAAUCCCAAUUAACUACACUUGGUUAAAUCAAAAAUGCAUGGCCCAAAAUAUUAGGGUCUCAGGAGGUUAAAUAAGUACCCUUGUUUGUCUUUAAAGUAUUAGAAUCUAUCACCAAAGAGGUGAAAUGUCAUGCUUUAUCUGUCAGAGUUUUUAAUAGUCUGUAAAUAAUGAUUUAUUACUUGAUUUGUCUAUUUGGUGAUGUUAAUUUAACCCGCAUGGCUAGAGCUAAGCGGACACCUCAAGUUUUGGAGACUCCUUGCAGCCAGGCUUGUCCAGUGAUGGAAUGCGAAGUACAUUUACUCAAGUACUGUGUUUAAGUGGUUAUUUGAGAUACUUGUAAUGUUAAUUCACUUGAAUGUUUCCAUGUCAUGAAACUUUAAAAAAAAAAAAAAAACUUGUGCUUGUCCUCCACUAGAGGCAGAUAUAGUACUUUGUACUCAGUUACAUUUAUAUAGCAUGUAAAUUUAAUUGCUAGUUACUUUUGCUUUGUUUUUGCUUGCCUUUAUUAUGUAAAGCACUUAGUGCUCCAUUUUAUUGCAUGAAAAGUGCUAGGUAAAUCUGAUUGAUAUUCUGAUUUUACAUUUUAGGAAUACUGUUUUUGGCAUUGUGUGAUCAACUAGGAGUUGUCUUUGGGAGUGGCUUAGUUGAAGGGUGCAAGGCCAGCAGAUCAACAGUAGUGGUUGUAAAUGUGGAGAUGCAAAUGGUGUCCUGAAACUCUAUCUAGAAGAAGAAGAAAAGAAGAAAAAGAACCAACCACAGAUCAAGACUAAAAUGGAAAAAACUUUUGCCUAUAGGAGACAGGAAAUCAUUCAAGACAUGCCCUUCAUCGCAGAGUUCCGAGACAGAUGGCCAGCUCUGUUUUCUCAGAGCGAGGUAAAUGCAGAAUUCACCCGCAUCACCUCUGUUUCCCUGCUGUCCACAUUCAUGUCCAAUCUGGAUCAUUACUCGAACCAGCUGAUGAAGGUGUUUAGAAAGAAGGGUGGAGCAGCAGGACACAAAAUAAGCAUGAUCAUGGCAGCCAUGGACAAUAGUCCUACUGUUGAAACACGACGAGAAUGUGUCCUCAAAGCAUUUUGUGUGUACCUCAAUGAAAAUCCUGAAAGCUUCAUAAAGGAGUAUGAGGAUGUUGAACCUGGUGCAAUGAGAGGAAUGGAGCAAAAGGUCAUGGAAAUCUACGUUAUCCGACAUGAGGGAGCAGAGCCCACAGAGCCACCUGAGGAUGUUGGCAUCAUAAUCGAGGGCGUUGAAGUGCUGCAAGAUCUGGGUGAUGUAGCAAAUGGGUGUGCAGUCCUGCUUGGCCUGAUCUACUGUUUAAACCUCAGCUACCCCAAAGACCUGAGAUACACGUUUGAAUUUCUUCAGAAAGUGUUAAUGGAGUUGGAUGGCAAUAGACUUUCCACAAAGGUGCAGGUCCUCAAAAACAGAUUACAUGAGUAAUUCUGCCUGCAAUACACAGCUGACUGAAGUGACUAUUAGAUUUAAAACUAAGAAAACUGUACUGGCACGAGUAGUGCUUCUUUAUCCUGCAACAGGAUUUCUCCACGUUGGGAUGCAAGAGUGUCCAUCCUAAGUGUAUUUUCCUAAGGAGGGAGUUUGUUCUGUCCCCUGCGUCUCCCCCAGAAAAAGACCUUGCCAUGCUCAGAAGUGACUGCUUGAAGUGUGCGUGGACUGCAGCUAUAAACUUGGAAGCUGUUGAUCAUAAAAACUGGUGAAACUGUGAUGGGAGUCACUGGUACUUACAGCUGUUUAUUAUGUUGAGCAUUAUUACAUUUGAUAUGUUUUUUUUUCCUGUUUGUUGUUAACCCUCAAGUGGUGAAUGUUGCUGCAGAGAGGUCGUUCAUCUUUCAAAUAUAACACACAUUUGCCAUUUCUCAGUUUUGAGAAUUAUUAUUUUUUUAAAUCUGAUGUGCAACAUCAAAUUCUAGUAACUGUUAAGAAAGUUUUUGUACAGUUUUUGACAUGGUAAAGAGUGUUAUUCAGGCAUGACUAUGGCACUUUAAAGGAACCAAGAGUAUUGUCAGUUCUUGAAGCUUGAUCAUCAUUUUCACAUUUGUUUUUUUAAAAAAAUCUAAUUUUUUUCUCAUUUUAUUGAAUGUUUUAAGAGCACAACACUGAAUAGUAUAGUUUUGUUUACAUACUGUGUUUAUAUUGGUUUCUUAUUUGCCAUUUCUCAGUUUUGAGAUUUUGUUUUCUUAUGUAAUAUCUCUAAUUGUUGGGUAAUUGUUAAGGUUAUCUCCAAUUAGUUUUUUACAUGUUAAAGACAGUUUUUUUUUUUCCCGGGCAUGACAAGUGCGCUUUAAAGGAACCAAGAGUAUUGUUUUUGAAGCUUGGUCAUUUGUAAAUUUGUCUUUUCUUUUUUUCUCUUUAAUUUAUUUUCUCUAAUUUAUUUUUCUCAAUUUAUUUCAAAGUGUAAAGUGCUAAGCACUGAAUACUAUAGUUUUGUUUACAUUGGUUUCUUAGUUUGUUGCAAGGUAAGUGGGUUUUUUUUUUUUUAUUUGUUUUUUUUCUUCCCCCAAGUCAGUUAGCAUCAAGCUUUACUUCUUAGGACCUGUUUGUUUGGCACAUGCCUUACUGUU
Messenger RNA from Sphaeramia orbicularis (orbiculate cardinalfish), 3996 nucleotides. RefSeq lists its product as uncharacterized. The record is from RefSeq and is a predicted model, not a curated record. Bases 2192 to 2857 code for a protein of 221 amino acids. NCBI's taxonomy places the organism in Eukaryota, Metazoa, Chordata, Actinopteri, Kurtiformes, Apogonidae. The transcript has 5 exons.